ACCAAACAACUCGAAGGUCCACAGCAUAGAUAUAAAAAAAGCUAGAUGACUCUAUGAGGCGGAGUCACCGGCGGCCAUCUUACUGCAGUAUAUCAUCCUGGUUCGCUCUAUUGUAGCUGACGGGAGGUGAGUAAUCUACAUGAUCAAAAAUACUCUAAACUCGCUGAAAUCUUGACAGAUUUACAAAUGGUUUAGUUUAUUACAGACCUUAAUAACGUGACUAUGAGUCAGGAUGUUUAAUGUUUGUUUAUGAAAGUCCAUGUAUAAAAUAAUUCUUGAGUAUGCAGGAACAUAACUAAAACUGAGGUUUCUAUGGUUAUAUCUAUGGUUAUUUAAAUGUUACAUGACCUUUAGACUGGAAUGUUAGGAGAGGGCGAGCUUACCGUAGCAAGAUGGCCGCCAUGCGGGGACGUCGGUCACCAUCGCUAACAGCGUGCGUAAGACAUCUAGCGUUUAUAUACAUCUAUCUUAUUUUCUGUCGUCACAUCAACAUAUUUGUCUCCUUCACUGAAUAUGAUGUUGGACAGUGAUCUUUGUAAAGUGAGGUGAAGGAGGAGUUUGUGUGACAACACAAUCACACUGUGUGCAAAAAUAAAAACCUGUUCAACCAAAUAUUCACAUUGUAUGAGAAGAGGAGUUAUCAUCUGUAGUUUGUUGGUUUGACCAGCAGGUGGAGCUGCUGCAUUAACAAUAAACUGAGACCCAAACAAACAAACAAGUUCCUGUAUUUACUGAACUUUGAAUUUAGACUCAGGAGAGGAAGAUGUUUGUCAAGAAUACUGAACUUAAAAGAUGAUGAAAAACUGUCAGUAAAUGAGGAGAAGAAUCUGUGAUCUGGUGGUUUAGGUUUCAGUGAAAACAGUCAGAGUGAAAGUGAAAGUAUUUGAGCUGAAAAACAGACUCCAUUUUGAGAAAAGAAGAGAGAGGAGAGGACGAGGAGACAGGGUGAGUGUUUACUCUGUUUUGGUUUUAAUGUCAAACUCUUUAUCUGUUUUAUCUGUUAAUGAAAAAUGAUUUACUGACUAAAACACUUAAAAACUGUAAAACAAAGAAACCUGAGCAGACAAAGAGCUGGAUCAGUUCUUCAUACAGGAAACUGUGUACGUGCAGUUCUUCCUCCUCUUUGUUCAGACUUGUCUUUGUGGUAAAAACUAAAAUCAGAAUCUUUUUAGCCUCUCAUUUCAAAUUUAAUCCAGUCUCCUUAAGUUUUUCUGAGAGUUCAGGGACCUCACAGCUGAUUUUGUUUGGACCAUGAAUCAGACAAGGAUCAGAGAGAGGCCCUGCAGGGUGGGGAGACAUCAGAAGGUCUUUGAUAUUAAACCCAUAGACAUAUAUAAGAAAGGUUUAUAUACAUAUAUCUAUGAUUAAACCUUUAAAACUCUUAAAGAGGGGGAUGAAGCUGUUUUCAGACUCUCUACUUCCUUUCUGAUUCCUCUUUUAUUUUGAAACUCUCUCUUCCUGUUUGUGUCUCACCUGUUUGUCUACUUUGUCCUCAGGUUGUAUCUCGGUUUCAUCUUCCAUAAAUUUGCACAACAGAAGAUCGAGAAGAUGGUGUCGAGGAAGAGGAGGGCAGAGCAAAAGUCUGACAUGUCCGACUGUCUGUCUAUGAAGAGUGACCGGUCUAAAGAUAAUCCUCUAAAAUUCAGUAAAAAACCAGGACCAUCAGAGGAGGACAGAGAAGAGUCUGUUAUCUCCGACUGUCUGUCUAUGGAAAGUGACGGGUCUAAAGGUCUUCCACCUGAAUUCAGUAAAGAACCAGGACCCUCAGAUUCACAGUAAGAGAAACACUUUUCACCCUCCAAACUCUCAAACAACAACAGCUGAUGUUGAACCUCCAACCUGGAUAAAGGUCUGGUAAAGAAAAAGUCACUGAGCUCAGAUUUACUUAUUAUUCCUGAUGUUGAUAAAAAUGAAGGUGGUAUAAAACAGCAUUAGAAAAGGAUCCUGACCUCUUGUAUUUUCUGAUUUGGUUCCUGUGUUUGGGACGUUUUGAGCCUGUUAGUCUUUGGACUGUGGUGUAUAGACCCCAGAAAACAGUCUGUGGGUCAGAAAAUACCAGAAGACCAAAGAAGAAAUAAAUCCUGAGAAAUAAAAACUCAUUCAGAGCAUCUGUCUGUUAUUAGACCUUUAGAUCUGAUUGUUAAAAAAUGUUUGAAACUGUCAGAGAAAAUCUCUCGACCUUCAAAAAUCACAGUUGAGUUUUUUCUCCUGUCUCCACACUUUGAGGCAGCAGCAGCUGAAUAUUUUACUGUUUUAUGUUAGAGAAAAGAGAAACUCUGGUUUAAUAAAUGUUUCUUAUUCUGAAUCUUUCAAACAUGAAAUGAUAAAGAAAAUAAAUGUUCUUUAUUUCCACAGAGAGACACAGAGAUUUGACUCUGUGGAGAAGCAGCUGUCCAGAUAUCUCAGCUCUGAUGGAAGUAAGUCUGAACAUCUGUCCUUUAAACCCUAAAUUACACAAUUUCCACCUGGAUUAUUUUGAUUAUUUUAGCCAUAAAAUUGGCAGAAAAUGUCCUUUGAGUGUUUUUACCCAUUUUUCCAGAACACUUUGAACUUUCAAAAUCUGACUGUCAUUUAUAAUUUACUGCCUGUUAAAAGAGUACUUUAACAUUUUAAGAUAAAGAAAAACAAAAACGAAAUAAGAUUUUUUGAGUUUUAAUGAGAAAAAAACUGAACUACACGACACUAAAAAAGUCACCAAAUUAUACAAAUACACCGUAUUUAGGAGUCACAGGUAAACAAAGUACAAACAGGCGUAUGUUGUACAAACUGACUGCCUUAUCAUGGUUUUCUAAUAAAGUCACUACAGGUUAUAAGUGUUGAUAUAAAAUAACGUAAAUAAAUAAAAACGACACAGAGAGCUUCAUUCAUCCAGAAACCAACACAGAAAAUCAGCCGCUCAGUCUUUACCUUUCUCUGUCUGAAGUUGCUCUGAAAACUUCUCCAUCGGUCCUAAAAUCUUCUGUAAACCUCAGUGGAGGUUUUCUCACUCAGGAUGUUUGUAUUUCAGUCAUUUUCCUUUGAAAUAAUCACUUUUUUCUCACCUUUCUCUCUUUUUGCUCCGUUUCUCCGCUCUGUUGUGUGUCUGUCUGCUGCUUUCUUUGACGGAGAGACAGAUUUUCUCUCUGAACAGCAGGAGUGAAAUUACCGUAAUAACUGAAUAUUGUCUGUCUGGUGAAACUUCUCAGCUUCCAGAAACCGUUGGAGUUUUUCUGACAGCACAAACUUUCCCACAGUUACGGUAAUUUAAAGAGCGCCGGUGUAAAGGUGUCAGCGCCGACAGACUGUGAGGAAAAGUCUGUGGAUGAAAACUCAGCUGACUGAUUUUCACAAAGACGUUUCAGUGUUGAGAAGUUUGGUUCAUUUUAUUGUUCUUCUCUUUCAGAAGAUGGCGGUCUGCAGGAGGUUUUAGAUGAACAUAAGAUCAGUCUGAAGAGGAUAUGUGAACGUGUGAAUGAAGGAAGUGAAGAAACAGGAAGUCAAACCCUCCUCAACAGGAUCUUCACUGAGCUCUACAUCACAGAGGGACUGAGUGAAGAGGUGAACACCCAACAUGAGGUGAGACAGCUGGAGACUACUUCAAAGAUGAAGACCCUCCAUGACACGCCCAUCAGGUGUCAUGAGAUCUUUCAAACCUUACCUGACCAACAGAAGAAGGUCAUCAGAGUGGUUCUGACCAACGGCGUGGCUGGUGUUGGAAAAACCUUCUCAGUGCAGAAGUUCACUCUGGACUGGGCAGAGGGUUUGGAGAACCAAGACCUCCAUCUGGUGGUCCUGCUUUCAUUCAGGGAGCUGAACCUGAUCAGAGAUGAGCGCUUCAGUCUUCUGAGUCUGCUCCAUGUUUUCCAUCCAACACUAGAGAAGGUCACAGCAGAGACGCUGGCUGUCUGUAAACUUCUGUUCAUCUUUGACGGUCUGGAUGAAAGCAGACUGUCUCUGGAUUUCACAGACUCUGAGGUGGUGUCUGACGUCACACAGAAGUCUUCACUGAACGUUCUGUUAACAAACCUCAUCAAGGGGAACCUGCUCCCCUCAGCUCUCAUCUGGAUAACUUCUCGACCUGCAGCAGCCAAUCAGAUCCCUCCUUCACGUGUGGACAGGGUAACAGAAGUACGAGGCUUCACUGACGCCCAGAAGGAGGAGUACUUCAGGAAGAGGUUCAGAGAUGAAGAUCUGUCCAGAAGAGUCAUCUCACACAUCAAGUCCUCCAGGAGCCUCCACAUCAUGUGUCAGAUCCCGGUCUUCUGCUGGAUCACUGCGACAGUUCUGGAGGACAUGAUGAGCAGAGAGCAGAGAGGAGAGCUGCCCAAGACCCUGACUGACAUGUACUCACACUUCCUGCUGGUCCAGACUAAGAGGAAGAAGCAGAAGUAUGAAGGAGGACAUGAGACAAGUCCUCAGGAGCUGACUGAGGCUGACAGUGAAGUCCUCCUGAAGCUGGGGAGGCUGGCCUUUGAACAUCUGGAGAAAGGAGACAUCAUGUUCUACCAAGAAGACCUGGAGCGGUGUGGUCUGGAUGUCUCAGAGGCCUCGGUGUACUCAGGAGUUUGUACAGAGAUCUUCAGAAGAGAGAGUGUGAUCUUCCAGAAAACUGUUUACUGUUUCGUUCAUCUGAGCGUUCAGGAGUUUCUGUCUGCAGUCUACGUGAUCCACAGUUUCACAAAGAGGAACAAAGAAGCUCUGAAGACUUUCCUAAACAUAGAAGAUCUGAAGACUUUCCUAAGAGACAACAAAAACCUGGAUGACUGUUUCUCUUCUCUGGAUGUCUUCCUGAAGAGUGUCAUGAUGAAAUCCCUUCUUAGUAAAAACGGUCACCUGGACCUGUUUGUUCGCUUCCUUCAUGGACUCUCUCUGGAGUCAAACCAGAGACUCUUAGGAGGUCUGCUGGGUCACACAGACAACCUUCGAAAAAAGUUCCAGAGACUCUUAGGAGUUCUGCUGGGUCACACAGACAACAGUCCAGAAAUGAUCCAAAGAGUCAUGAAGAACCUGAAGGAGAUGAACAGUGAAGAUAUCUCUCCUGACAGAAGCAUCAACAUCUUCCACUGUCUGAUGGAGAUGAACGAUCUGUCAGUUCAUCAGGAGAUUCAAGAGUUCCUGAAGUCAGAGAACAGAUCAGAGAAGGAACUCUCAGAGAUCCACUGCUCUGCUCUGGCCUACAUGCUGCAGAUGUCAGAGGAGGUUCUGGAUGAGUUGGACUUAAAUAAGUAUAACACAUCAGACCAGGGACGACUGAGACUGAUCCCAGCUGUGAGGAACUGCAGAACGGCUCUGUAAGUCCAGGUUUUAUUCUCAGAAUAGUGUAAAUGAUCCCUGUAGUUCUUCUAAUGUCCACGUUACUGAUGAUGUUCUUCUUCAAAUAGAAAUCCACUCAAAUAUCAGGGAGGGGGUUUCUUUAGCAGAAACAUGAUCCUGGUGUCUAAAGUCCUGUUAGCCCAGGAUGAGGUCUACCUGUGGACCCCUGAGAACUUGUCCUGAUUGUGGAGGACCUCUUUGUUUUGAAUCGUGUCUGUAAUGAAUAAAGUGGAACUUUGAGGACAAAUCAGCGACCAUAUCUGAGGACACACAGAGGUCUUCUGAUGAUGGUAUCAGUCCAGAUCAACAUCUCAGUCAGUUGUGGUGAACUUGAGUUUGAAGAAGGUGUCUGCAGCUUCUUCCUGCUGGUUUUCAGGUUGGAAAUGAUGAAUCUGUUGUAAAUGAGGGUGUUGACAGCAUUGAUGGUGAAAAUAGAACUGGAUCAUUUUCUACACAGUGGCAGAACUGUCUCUGUACCAUCAUGUUCAUCAUUCAAUAUUCAUCAUCAAUACAACCAUGAAAACUAACAUCAUUUUCCACCACUCACUGGAGAUUAUCUGCUGGACUAGAACAUAUGAAUGAUGAGAACACAGGAGGUAUUUGGACAGCAGCUCCUUGAGUCUGAAAACAAUGGUGGAGAUAGGAUGUUAAUGUCUCUCUCUCUCUCUCUCUCACUCUCUCUCUGUCUCUCUCUCUCUCUCUCUCUCUCUCUCUCUCUCUCUCUCUCUCUCUCUCUCUCUCUCUCUCUCUCUCUCACUCUCUCUCUCUCUCUCUCUCUCUCUCUCUCUCACUCUCUCUCUCUCUCUCUCUCUCUCUCUCUCUCUCUCUCUCUCUUCCUCUCUCUCUCUCUGUCUCUCUCUCUCUCUCUCUCACUCUCUCUCUGUCUCUCUCUCUCUCUCUCUCUCUCUCUCUCUCUCUCUCUCUCUCUCUCUCUCUCUCUCUCUCUCUCCCCCCCCCCUCUCUCUCUCUCUCCCCCCCCCCCCCCCCCUCUCUCUCUCUCUCUCUCUCUCUCUCUCUCUCUGACACUAGUCUGCCUCAUAUCACCUCAUAGCAUGUGGAAACAGCCGUGCUCUUCCACAGUAUAUAUGGACACCAUGUCUCUCAGGAGAAGCAGUGUGACUGCGUCAUCAUCAUCAUCAGUUUUCCAUGGUGUCCCUUUGUUGUCAUGGUGAUGCAGAGUGAAGAUGAUUCCUCUAAUGUUGAGGUGUUGGUGGGCUGUAACUCGGCUGCACGCCUCUGUUUCAGAUGUUGAUGUAAAUUGGUCAGACUGCUGCCUUCUGCUGAAACAGCCUUUAAACAAACACUGCAGCAGACUGGGGUUUGAUCCAGGUCUGAGUCUGAGAGACUGGACCAGGUCUAAAGGACUAACAAGACAGACUUUUUUAGGGAGCAGAAAAGUCUGUUUUUGACCAUAACUAGUGUGGCUGUGAUUAGGGUGAAUUAAUGUAAUUAAUGCAGGUAGAGAGAGAGAGAGAGAGAGAGAGAGAGAGAGCGAGAGAAGGGGGGGGAGGGGUCUUCAACUCUUCAAAUGUUCAGAGUCAAACCAGCUCUAAAGGUCCUUACACACCGGGCGCGAAUUCGCCAGGCGAAUUAUUCGCCUUUUUUUAAAACAGCUUAAAGUCAAUGCAAGUUUCCACACCGGCGGCGAUUUUUCCGCGGGGCGAAAAGCCGCUUUUAUUUUUUCACUCUUGUGUCGAAUUUUUCGGAUAUUCGCAGGUGAAUAUCUGGACCUGCUAGACCUCUGGCCAAUCAAAAGUCAUGUUGUUGAUGACGUCACAGACCCAUACGGCUGGAGGAGAGGGAGAAGUUUGAGAUUAUGAAAACGCAGACAAAGACAGCUGAGGUGCAUCCAAAACUCUUUCUAAUUACUAAUGAAGUAGUUUUCUCACAAGAUGACACUCUCUUGUCUUCCUUAGAAGACAGAUGUCAUGCACACUUCACAGGGUGACCGCCUCAUCAUGCCUGAUUCUCCCUCUCAGCUGUUUGACAUACCGAUGAUCUGCAGCUACAGGGCCAACAGAAUGACCAGACAACUUGAAGGAUCACUGCUCAGCCCUCGCCUCUCCUGGCUGCUGCGGCGUCUCUCACAGCUUUUCCUCCUCUUUCGCCCUCACUCAUAAUGCUAGACAUGUCAAUCAGCAGCCAUUCACACGACACACACCAUCACUGGCACCAAGAGCAACGAUGGGAGAGAGGCUGGUCAUUGCGGUACAGAACCACCCCACAUCUCCUCUCCUCCGUGCCGCAAAGCGACUUUAUUAAUUCGCUUUGCAAAAAAUAUACGCAUAUUCGCUUCGCGGCCGGUGUGUAUAGGCGAAAGCGAUUUUUCGGACCGGCGAAUAUUCGCAAUUUUCGUCUUGCUUUUUCGCUUCGCUCCGCAAAUUCGCCGGUGUGUAAGGACCUUAAGGACCUUAACCCCUUAAAAAACAAUUUUAUCUGAACCAAUCAGAGAAAAAGGAGCUGCUGUGAUUUAGUGAGUCGUCCUCUGAUUGGUCAACAGUCAGUGUCUAUGGACAGACUUACAUUACAGCAGGAUGUCAACAUUAAACACUGAGAGGAGCACUGAUCCUCCAAGAGGUACUUUGGAUACUAACCAAUCACAUACCAGGACCAAAAACCUGGUUCUCAGUCCCCUUCUCCAACCAGAACUCAAGAAUUCACUCAGUCAUAAUGAUCCAGCUGCACUAACAUGAAGACAACACUGUUAGAGAACAGAAGGACUAAAAUAAGUCAUGGAGUCAUUCGUCUUGAACAUCUGAACAGUUUUUUUUUCUUCUAAACUUGGACUUCCUGUCUUCUCUCAUGGCUGUGGUCCUGAUAUUAGUAUCUGUCUGGUUAAAAACAGGCCGUCUGUCAAACCAAAGAUCAUGUUUGUUUUUGGUGAAGAGAAACAUCAAAUUACCCUUUAAUGAAAUAUUGUUGGAUAUUUAUGUUGUUACAGACUUUGGUUCUGUGGACUCUCAGAGACUCACUUUGAAGUUGUGGCCUCAGCUCUGAAGUCCAACCCCUCCCAUCUGAGAUAUCUGAACCUGAGAGGAAACUAUCUGCAGGAUUCAGGAGUGAAGCUUCUCUCUGCAGGACUGGAGAGUCCAAACUGCAGACUGGAGACUCUGAGGUCAGACACCAUUUCCUCCUGAUCUAACAAUAAGAUGUGACAGCUGCUGCCUGAGAUUUUUCUCUGUGGUUUUUCCAUCAACUUUGGUCGAGCAGUUUGAAUUUGUCGUUUUAAAACUUCAACACAGGAAGAAAAAUCCGACAUUUCAGAGUUGACUUUGAGGAGAACGAUGGAUGUAGAAAGGAAGCAGGAGAAAAUCAGUCCCACAAAUAUUACACAUGCUUGUAGAGGGCAGGAGCAGCACAGACUAAAGGCUGAUACUGAACUGAUCCACAGUUAAUGUGAUCACUAAUGAAUGAAUGAAGUGUCAGAGAAAUGAUGAGCUGCAGAUUGAAACCUGAAGAACAAAGUUAAUCCAACUCUGGAUAUUUCAUUUGGAAACUCUUGAAAACUUGAAUUUCUUCUUUGCUCAGUCGUGUUCAAAUGUAAAAACCAGAUCCAGAUUUUUCUGCAGUUUUCACUUCAGUUUGUUGAACAUGAACAUCAUCUUGUCCAGUUGGUCCAUAAAAACCUCUCUGAUCAAUGAUCUGUUGGUUUAUUUAAGAGUAGUUUGGCAGUUGUUGACAGCAGACGGACAGACCCCUGAAUAAACUCCUGACUAUUUUCAUCUUCAUGAAGAAUUCAGGACUACAAAAAAACCUUUGAGAUUUCUCACAUGAGUUUCUCAGGAUCUCAAUAAAGUUUUCUGGUUCUUUAAAAUUUUCUCAACUAAAAAAUUCCUCAAGAUCUUCAAAAGUUUAGAGAGGAUUUUACAAAGUUCCUCAAGAUCAACUCUGAAAAAGUUCUUCUUCCAUGUCCUUCAGUGUUCAAGAACAUUGAAUCAUUAAAAGUUUCUUCAGUGGUUUAAUGAUUUUUUUUCCUUUUUACAGACUGUGGGGCUGCAGGUUGACAGAGAUCAGCUGUUCUUCUCUGGUCUCUGCUCUGAAGUCCAACCCCUCCCAUCUGAGACAUCUGGACCUGAGUGACAACAAGCUGCAGGAUUCAGGAGUGAAGCUGCUGUGUGACUUUCUGCAGAGUCCAAACUGUAAACUGGAGACUCUGAGGUCAGACUUUUUUCCUCCAUUCAAACAUUAUCAUGAUUUGUUUGUGAUGAUGACACUAAACUGCUGACUCAGGACUGAAACACUGACCCAGACUGAACACCUUCAGUCCAGAGUAGAUUUUCUGCAUCAGUGGAUUAUUUGAUUGACUCCAGUUCGAUCACUGCUGAGCUCCAGUGAAUUAAAACCUGAACCCAAGAAGAAAACUCUUUGUAGAGUUCACAGUGAGAAGCUCAUUCAGACAGAAAACAGAAGCAGGGGGAGAUUUGUCAGACGAGAACCAUUCAAACUUUUGUUCAGGACAAGAUCAGGGAAUAGAAAAAACUCAGAGUUUAGUUUCUGACUCUGAUGAAAGUCCAGCUCUGUUACUUUGAAUUUUGUUUUUGAAUCUUUGUGUGAAAAUCUGAAUUUUAUGGUUUAUCUGCACUUUUCUGAAGCCUUGCUGUGUUUAGACUGAAAUAUUUACCUCUCAAAGACGAAGAAGUGAAAAUAUUCUGAACAUCCUUUAUUUCCCAUCCGUCCUGAAGUCGCUGACAUUUUCUAAAAAUAUUGAUCUGCAUCUACAAUCAGUAAAAAAGUCUCUGAGUUUUUUAUCUCUCUAUUUAAUGUGUUUUUGAAUUCACUGUUUCAAACUGACUUCCUGUUUGGUUCAGCUCUUUGGAGCGUCACUUUUCUCUGAUUCAGACUUUCCAAACCUUUCCCCUGAACUCUACAGAUUUAAGACAUCAGGUUUCAAACUGGAUCAUUUUUCUCUAAAAUCUCAUUAUUUUCUCUUUAUUUAGGUUAAUGAGCUGCAGUUUGACAAAGAUCAGCUGUUCUUCUCUGGCCUCAGCUCUGAAGUCCAACCCCUCCCAUCUGAAAACUCUGGACCUGAAUAACAACAAGCUGCAGGAUUCAGACGUGAAGCUGCUGUGUGAUCUUCAGAAGAGUCCAGACUACAGACUGGAGGAUCUGGGGUCAGUAUAGAGUUGGAGUUAGUCUGUGCUGAUCUCUCCUGUUCCUCUCCACACAGUAUCACAGCAGAUAUUCAGUAUUUCCUGCUGACUCUUCGACCCUCUCAGAGGAUUCUUUCUUUAGUGAAGCUGUGAGAACAGAAAUCAUCAAACCAGGAGUGUAAGAGUGUCAGUGAUGAAAAAAGUGUCUCCUCGUCUCUAUAUUUCAGAUCAAAUGUAGAAAUGAGACAUAAUGAAACAGAAAUGUUCAGUUUCUGCUCUGAAGUCCAGUUUAUAGUUCUCUGUAUUCAACACAGACUUUAUUUCUCUGCUAACUUGUUGAUUUUGAGCUCUAAGUCUGAAAACAGACAGCUGUUCUUUAUACUUGUUAUUUUCACAGCAGGUUUGUUCGAUCAGCUUUAACACAUUUGACAGGAAGGAUUUCUUUAUUUUGAUGAUGUUGGUUUAUUUGUGAGGAAACCUGCUGCUUUACACCAUCACUUCUGCUCUGAGCAGGACUGAGACCUGCUGGUCUGUAAACUGGAUGUUCUUCAGUCCAGCUGAUGAAGUGAGUCUCAGAGUGGAAACACUGAACGUCUUUUUUUCUCUCCUCAGAUGGAGUUAACAUCUGUCAGAGUGAUUAAGAAGAGGAUCAUGUGUUUCCUGAUGAUCAGAGAGGUGGAGGCAGCAGCAGUGAGGGUGAGGUGAGUCUCUGACUGAGAGACUGACUGACCAAUCACAGCAGGCGGAGAGGACUCUGGGAGCUGCACUUUGACCUGCUCUGAGAUCAGCUCAGGACCUGGACUCUGGAUAUUUGAUCUUUUCCCUCAUAUUCUGGGAUCAAACAGUCUGAACAGGUUUGUUUUGUUGAUGGAAACAUGAUCAUAAAUUUACACUUUGAUUGGAUUACUUUGUUUUUACCAUGAUGCAGCGCCACCUAGUGGAAAUAUAAAGAGGUGGAGUUGAUUUAUUCCCACAUAUUUCUGCAGCAGGAGUUGAUACCAUGUGUGAGAGUAGAUCAGUCAGAAGUUCAGAUUAAACCCAAAGGUUUUUUCUUUCCUUUGCACCGUUAGAGACCGAAUAUAAACUGAAGGGAGAGGAAGAGAAGUGAGGAGAGAUGGAGGUGAAGGGAGGAGGAGGAGGAGGACAGGGUUUGGGGUUUUAACAAAAAUCUGAAGCUUUAUUCUUUCACUUGAUUAUUUUUAAUCCUUCCUUUCUUCUUCAGUUUCUGAGAUUAUUGUAAACAUUGAUUGGACGUAAAUUGACCUUAUUUUAUAUUAUUAGACAUUAUUUUCUUUUUCUUUACAUGUUUUUGUUCUCAUAUCAUCUUUGUGCUCAUCAAUAAUCGAUUCCCUCCAGUUUGGAUGAACAAACACAAUUAUUAAACCAUAAAUGAGACCUGAGAGUAAAAUGUGUGAAAUAUAAUCAGUCAAAGGAAAGAUUCUUGAACAAUAAAAAACAUUAUUUUUACUUUAUAAUGAUGGAGAAGUUUUCCUCUGACAGACAAAAAUAACCGUAUUGACCGGAGUCUGGAAAAAGUGAGAUCAGCAUCUAUUCAGGGUGAAGUCAUUAACGUGGUCGAUGCUGUUUUAUAAACUCAGUGUUGUUGAUUACAAUCUCAGCUUCAUUAAUUGAUGCUACAGUGGAGUGACUUCCUGUAAAAUCCACUGGCUUUGUGAGACCGUCAGCUUUCAGGAGAUCAGUUUGUGUUUCUGUGACACUUCAAAGCUUUUCUAUCCCACAGAGAAGAUCGGUGUGUUUUCAGAGACCUUCCUGAUCCCAUCCCUCCAAAAUGAAAAUAAUCUGAUGGAUUAUGGAUUCAUUUCAGUAACAAAGUGUCAUUUCUGUUGUUAGCCAAUCAGAGGCUGUAUCUGCCAUCAGACGACCUGUGAAGGUCCAAUCAGAAGUCAGGACAGCUCAUGUCACAGUCUGCUCAUACUACAGAAUUCUUUGUUCACUAUUGUGAACAGAUUUGUUCUGAUCAUCUUAUCUAGUAUCAAUAGAUCUAUGCUCUGUCUGUGUAACACUAUGUUGGUUCUUCAUUUACACCAGAUCAUUUUUGAUUUCAUUUCACUGUAACAAUGUCAUUUAAAGAUAAUAAAAACUUUAUUUGAACCAAAACAUGUUAAAAACAUCAACUCAGCUUGUUUCAGUCACUGUGUCCAAUUGAUUUAUCAUCAUUUUUCCUUCAAACAAAAACUAGAUUUGGUCUUUAAAAAGUCCUCAAAGUGAGUCUGAAAAGUGGAGGAAGGUUUUCUCAUCAGGGUGCUCCUAUAUUCAGGUCAAUACGGUAGUGGAUCAUAGAGACUCAAAGUCUUGAUUCAGCUGAGGCUGGAGGACGCUGCGUGAAGGAAAGUCGGUGUGUUUAGUUGGUCUUAGUUUUUAUUAAACAGGAACUUUGAUUUGAUCGUCUUUUCUUGGAAAUCAAACUUCCUGUUGGACUCAAAGAUAAAGUCUGUGAUCCCCGUCAGGUUUGAAGACUUCCGUCUCACAGCAGAGUGACUGUGGCUCUGAGAUGUUUGGACAUGUUGAAAUUGAAGCCUUUCUUUGGGAAAACUUAAUCAUGCAGCACAGUUGUUUUAUGUGUUUUCGUUUAUGAUAUUCUCUCUGAGGUUAUUGUUCAUUCAAAGUAUGUGGAGGACAAAUCCAAACAUCUAACAAAAAAAGGUCAAAUAUUAAGAUAGGAUAUAUGUAUAUAUAUAUAUAUAUAUAUAUAUAUAUAUAUAUAUAUAUAUAUACAUAUAUCCUAUCUUAAUGUAUAUAUAUAUAUAUAUAUAUAUAUAUAUAUAUAUAUAUAUAUAUAUAUAUAUAUAUAUAUAUAUAUAUAUAUAUAUUUAUAUAUAAAUGAUUUAAUAUAACUGCCUUGUGUGUGUAGGUCUAUAGCUGUUGUUCUACCUAUCUGUUUGUUUAUUUAUAUAAAUCCAUGGUUAAAAUUAUUCUUCAGUAUACAGGUACAUAACUAAAACUCUGAGGUUUGUUUCAAACUAAACUGUUUGAAAAUCGGUUUAAAAUUAAUCAAUCUAUGGUUAUUUAAAUGUGACAUGAACUUUAGACUAGAAUGUUAGGAGUUAGAGAGCUGACCGUAGCAAGAUGGCCGCCAUGCGCGGGCGUCGGUUUCCAUUGGCUAACAUUGUGCGUAAGACAUCUAGUGUUUAUAUACAUCUAUCUUAUAUAAUGGUAUCACAUCAACGUAUUUGUCUCCUUCACUGAAUAUGAUGUUGGACAGUGAUCUUUGUAAAGUGAGAUGAAGGAGGAGUUUGUGUGACAACACAAUCACACUGUGUGCAAAAAUAAAAACCUGUUUAACCAAAUAUUCACAUUGUAUGAGAAGAGGAGUUAUCAUCUGUAGUUUGUUGGUUUGACCAGCAGGUGGAGCUGCUGCAUUAACAAUAAACUGAGACUCAACCAAACAAACAUGUUUCUGUAUUUACUGAACUUUGAUUUGAUCGUCUUUUCUUGGAAAUCAAACUUCCUGUUGGACUCAAAGAUAAAGUCUGUGAUCCCCGUCAGGUUUGAAGACUUCCGUCUCACAGCAGAGUGACUGUGGCUCUGAGAUGUUUGGACAUGUUGAAAUUGAAGCCUUUCUUUGGGAAAACUUAAUCAUGCAGCACAGUUGUUUUAUGUGUUUUCGUUUAUGAUAUUCUCUCUGAGGUUAUUGUUCAUUCAAAGUAUGUGGAGGACAAAUCCAAACAUCUAACAAAAAAAGGUCAAAUAUUAAGAUAGGAUAUAUGUAUAUAUAUAUAUAUAUAUAUAUAUAUAUAUAUAUAUAUAUAUAUAUACAUAUAUCCUAUCUUAAUGUAUAUAUAUAUAUAUAUAUAUAUAUAUAUAUAUAUAUAUAUAUAUAUAUAUAUAUAUAUAUAUAUAUAUAUAUAUUUAUAUAUAAAUGAUUUAAUAUAACUGCCUUGUGUGUGUAGGUCUAUAGCUGUUGUUCUACCUAUCUGUUUGUUUAUUUAUAUAAAUCCAUGGUUAAAAUUAUUCUUCAGUAUACAGGUACAUAACUAAAACUCUGAGGUUUGUUUCAAACUAAACUGUUUGAAAAUCGGUUUAAAAUUAAUCAAUCUAUGGUUAUUUAAAUGUGACAUGAACUUUAGACUAGAAUGUUAGGAGUUAGAGAGCUGACCGUAGCAAGAUGGCCGACAUGCGCGGGCGUCGGUUUCCAUUGGCUAACAUUGUGCGUAAGACAUCUAGUGUUUAUAUACAUCUAUCUUAUAUAAUGGUAUCACAUCAACGUAUUUGUCUCCUUCACUGAAUAUGAUGUUGGACAGUGAUCUUUGUAAAGUGAGGUGAAGGAGGAGUUUGUGUGACAACACAAUCACACUGUGUGCAAAAAUAAAAACCUGUUCAACCAAAUAUUCACAUUGUAUGAGAAGAGGAGUUAUCAUCUGUAGUUUGUUGGUUUAACCAGCAGGUGGAGCUGCUGCAUUAAUAAUAAACUGAGACUCAACCAAACAAACAUGUUUCUGUAUUUACUGAACUUUUAAUUCAGACUCAGGAGAGGAGGAUGAUUGUCAAGAAUACUGAACUUAAAAGAUGAUGAAAAACUGUCAGUAAAUGAGGAGAAGAAUCUGUGAUCUGGUGGUUCAGGUUUCAGUGAAAACAGUCAGAGUGAAAGUGAAAGUAUGUGAGCUGAAAAACAGACUCCAUUUUGAGAAAAGAAGAGAGAGGAGAGGACGAGGAGACAGGGUGAGUGUUUACUCUGUUUUAGUUUUAAUGUCAAACUCUUUAUCUGUUUUAUCUGUUAAUGAAAAAUGAUUUACUGACUAAAACACUUAAAAACUGUAAAACAAAGAAACCUGAGCAGACAAAGAGCUGGAUCAGUUCUUCAUACAGGAAACUGUGUACGUGCAGUUCUUCCUCCUCUUUGUUCAGACUUGUCUUUGUGGUAAAAACUAAAAUCAGAAUCUUUUUAGCCUCUCAUUUCAAAUUUAAUCCAGUCUCCUUAAGUUUUUCUGAGAGUUCAGGGACCUCACAGCUGAUUUUGUUUGGACCAUGAAUCAGACCAGGAUCAGAGAGAGGCCCUGCAGGGUGGGGAGACAUCAGAAGGUCUUGGAUAUUAAACCCAUAGACAUAUAUAAGAAAGGUUUAUAUACAUAUAUCUAUGAUUAAACCUGUAAAACUCUUAAAGAGGGGCAUGAAGCUGUUUUCAGACUCUGUACUUCCUUUCUGAUUCCUCUUUUAUUUUGAAACUCUCUCUUCCUGUUUGUGUCUCACCUGUUUGUCUACUUUGUCCUCAGGUUGUAUCUCGGUUUCAUCUUCCAUAAAUUUGCACAACAUAAGAUCGAGAAGAUGGUGUCGAGGAAGAGGAGGGCAGAGCAAAAGUCUGACAUGUCCGACUGUCUGUCUAUGAAGAGUGACCGCUCUAAAGAUCCUCCUUUUGGCUUCCGUAAAAAACCAAGACCAUCAGAGGAGGACAGCGAAGAGUCUGUUAUCUCCGACUGUCUGUCUCUGAAGAGUGACCGGUCUAAAGGUGAACCUCCUGACUUCAGUAAAGAACCAGGACCCUCAGAUUCACAGUAAGAGAAACACUUUUCACCCUCCAAACUCUCAAACAACAACAGCUGAUGUUGAACCUCCAACCUGGAUAAAGGUCUGGUAAAGACAAAGUCACUGAGCUCAGAUUUACUUAUUAUUCCUGAUGUUAAUAAAAAUGAAGGUGGUAUAAAACAGCAUUUGAAAAGGAUCCUGACCUCUUGUAUUUUCUGAUUUGGUUCCUGUGUUUGGGACGUUUUGAGCCUGUUAGUCUUUGGACUGUGGUGUAUAGACCCCAGAAAACAGUCUGUGGGUCAGAAAAUACCAGAAGACCAAAGAAGAAAUAAAUCCUGAGAAAUAAAAACUCAUUCAGAGCAUCUGUCUGUUAUUAGACCUUUAGAUCUGAUUGUUAAAAAAUGUUUGAAACUGUCAGAGAAAAUCUCUCGACCUUCAAAAAUCACAGUUGAGUUUUUUCUCCUGUCUCCACACUUUGAGGCAGCAGCAGCUGAAUAUUUUACUGUUUUAUGUUAGAGAAAAGAGAAACUCUGGUUUAAUAAAUGUUUCUUAUUCUGAAUCUUUCAAACAUGAAAUGAUAAAGAAAAUAAAUGUUCUUUAUUUCCACAGAGAGACACAGAGAGUUGACUCUGUGGAGGAGCAGCUGUCCAGAUAUCUCAGCUCUGAUGGAAGUAAGUCUGAACAUCUGUCCUCUAAAGUCUGUGUGGAUGAAAACUCAGCUGACUGAUUUUCACAAAGACGUUUCAGUGUUGAGAAGUUUGGUUCAUUUUAUUUUUCUUCUCUUUCAGAAGAUGGUGGUCUGCAGGAGGUUUUAGAUGAACAUAAGAUCAGUCUGAAGGAGAGAUGUGAACGUGUGAAUGAAGGAAGUGAUGAAACAGGAAGUAGUCAAACCCUCCUCAACAGGAUCUUCACUGAGCUCUACAUCACAGAGGGACUGAGUGAAGAGGUGAACACCCAACAUGAGGUGAGACAGCUGGAGACAGCUUCAAAGAUGAAGACCCUCCAUGACGAACCCAUCAGGUGUCAUGAGAUCUUUCAAACCUUACCUGACCAACAGGAGAAGGUCAUCAGAGUGGUUCUGACCAACGGCGUGGCUGGUGUUGGAAAAACCUUCUCAGUGCAGAAGUUCACUCUGGACUGGGCAGAGGGUUUGGAGAACCAAGACCUCCAUCUGGUGGUCCUGCUUUCAUUCAGGGAGCUGAACCUGAUCAGAGAUGAGCGCUUCAGUCUUCUGAGUCUGCUCCAUGUUUUCCAUCCAACCCUAGAGAAGGUCACAGCAGAGACGCUGGCUGUCUGUAAACUUCUGUUCAUCUUUGACGGUCUGGAUGAAAGCAGACUGUCUCUGGAUUUCACAGACUCUGAGGUCCUGUCUGACGUCACACAGAAGUCUUCACUCAACGUUCUGUUAACAAACCUCAUCAAGGGGAACCUGCUCCCCUCAGCUCUCAUCUGGAUAACUUCUCGACCUGCAGCAGCCAAUCAGAUCCCUCCUUCACAUGUGGACAGGGUAACAGAAGUACGAGGCUUCACUGACGCCCAGAAGGACGAGUACUUCAGGAAGAGGUUCAGAGAUGAAGAUCUGUCCAGAAGAAUCAUCUCACACAUCAAGUCCUCCAGGAGCCUCCACAUCAUGUGUCAGAUCCCGGUCUUCUGCUGGAUCACUGCUACAGUUCUGGAGGACAUGAUGAGCAGAGAGCAGAGAGGAGAGCUGCCCAAGACCCUGACUGACAUGUACUCACACUUCCUGCUGGUCCAGACUCAGAGGAAGAAGCAGAAGUAUGAAGGAGGACAUGAGACAAGUCCUCAGGAGCUGACUGAGGCUGACAGUGAAGUCCUCCUGAAGCUGGGGAGGCUGGCCUUUGAACAUCUGGAGAAAGGAGACAUCAUGUUCUACCAAGAAGACCUGGAGCGGUGUGGUCUGGAUGUCUCAGAGGCCUCGGUGUACUCAGGAGUUUGUACAGAGAUCUUCAGAAGAGAGAGUGUGAUCUUCCAGAAAACUGUUUACUGUUUCGUUCAUCUGAGCGUUCAGGAGUUUCUGUCUGCAGUCUACAUGAUCCACAGUUUCACAAAGAAGAGGAACACAGAAGCUCUGGAGAGUUUCCUAAGAGGCAACAAAAACCUGGAUGACUGUUUCUCAUCUCUGGAUGUCUUCCUGAAGAGAGUCAUGGAGAAAUCCCUUCUCAGUAAAAACGGUCACCUGGACCUGUUUGUUCGCUUCCUUCAUGGACUCUCUGUGGAGUCAAACCAAAGACUCUUAGGAGGUCUGCUGGGUCACACACACAACAGUCCAGGAAUGAUCCAAAGAGUCAUCAAGAACCUGAAGUGGAUGAACAGUGAAGAUAUCUCUCCUGACAGAAGCAUCAACAUCUUCCACUGUCUGAUGGAGAUGAACGAUCUGUCAGUUCAUCAGGAGAUCCAAGAGUUCCUGAAGUCAGAGAACAGAUCAGUGAAGGAACUCUCAGAGAUCCACUGCUCUGCUCUGGCCUACAUGCUGCAGAUGUCAGAGGAGGUUCUGGAUGAGUUGGACUUAAAUAAGUAUUACACAUCAGCCCAGGGACGACUGAGACUGAUCCCAGCUGUGAGGAACUGCAGAACGGCUAAGUAAGUCCAGGUUUUAUUCUCAGAAUCGUGUAAAUGAUCCCUGUAGUUCUUCUAAUGUCCACGUUACUGAUGAUGUUCUUCUUCAAAUAGAAAUCCACUCAAAUAUCAGGGAGGGGGUUUCUUUAGCAAAAACAUGAUCCUGGUGUCUAAAGUCCUGUUAGCCCAGGAUGAGGUCUACCUGUGGACCCCUGAGAACUUGUCCUGAUUGUGGAGGACCUCUUUGUUUUGAAUCGUGUCUGUAAUGAAUAAAGUGGAACUUUGAGGACAAAUCAGCGACCAUAUCUGAGGACACACAGAGGUCUUCUGAUGAUGGUAUCAGUCCAGAUCAACAUCUCAGUCAGUUGUGGUGAACUUGAGUUUGAAGAAGGUGUCUGCAGCUUCUUCCUGCUGGUUUUCAGGUUGGAAAUGAUGAAUCUGUUGUAAAUGAGGGUGUUGACAGCAUUGAUGGUGAAAAUAGAACUGGAUCAUUUUCUACACAGUGGCAGAACUGUCUCUGUACUAUCAUGUUCAUCAUUCAAUAUUCAUCAUCAAUACAACCAUGAAAACUAACAUCAUUUUCCACCACUCACUGGAGAUGAUCUGCUGGACUAGAACAUAUGAAUGAUGAGAACACAGGAGGUAUUUGGACAGCUCUCUCUCUCUCUCUCUCUCUCUUUCUCUCUCUUUCAGACAGCCGUGAUCUUCCACUGUUCAUAUGGACACCAUAAGGAGAAGCAGUGUGACUGCAUCAUCAUCUUCAUCAUCAUCAGUUUUCCAUGGUGUCCCUUUGUUGUCAUGGUGAUGCAGAGUGAAGAUGAUUCCUCUAAUGUUGAGGUGUUGGUGGGCUGUAACUCGGCUGCACGCCUCUGUUUCAGAUGUUGAUGUAAAUUGGUCAGACUGCUGCCUUCUGCUGAAACAGCCUUUAAACAAACACUGCAGCAGACUGGGGUUUGAUCCAGGUCUGAGUCUGAGAGACUGGACCAGGUCUAAAGGACUAACAAACCGGACUGUUUUAGGGAGCAGAAAAGUCUGUUUUUGACCAUAACUAGUGUGGCUGUGAUUAGGGUGAAUUGAUAAAGGUACCCAUAUUGAUCCUCCAUGUUGAUAUGAUCAUGACUCAUUAUUGAUACCUCACUUCAUGAUUUAGUGAGGUAUCAAUAUUUUCAUUUAAAAAAAGUAAAGAAAAAGAAAACACGUUCAAAGAUGAAAUUGUUUUAUUUCCUCUGACUCCAAAUGUUUCUUUCUUUAUGAAACACAAACUAGAAAAAUUCAAUCUGUCCUUUUUAUAGGAGUCAUGAGAACGUACGCCCCCUAGAGUUCAAAUAACCUCAACCCGAACUUUGACCACAGCUCACACAGGUUUAACUUUGUUUUUAUCGUUUAACUAUCAUGAAGUAUCGGACGAUAACUUGCCGAGAGAGACAGACAGAGACAGAGAGAGAGAGAGGGAGAGAGAGAGAGAGAGAGAGAGAGAGAUGACCAGAGUCCAAAGACAGAGGUUCAGUGGGUCUUUGUUUCUGUCUCUUAAAGGUCUCUCUGGAUCCAUCAGGUUUUAUAAACGUGUUUCUGCUGCUGAAGCGAAUGUUACAUGGAGAAAAAACUUUGAUUGUGAAAACAAAGAAAUCUUCAAAUGUUCAGAGUCAAACCAGCUCUAACCUGCUAAAAAAACGAUUUUAUCUGAACCAAUCAGAGAAAAAGGAGCUGCUGUGAUUCAGUGAGUCGUCCUCUGAUUGGUCAACAGUCAGUGUCUAUGGACAGACUUACAUUACAGCAGGAUGUCAACAUUAAACACUGAGAGGAGCACUGAUUCUCCAAGAGGUACUUUGGAUACUAACCAAUCACAUACCAGGACCAAAAACCUGGUUCUCAGUCCCCUUCUCCAACCAGAACUCAAGAAUUCACUCAGUCAUAAUGAUCCAGCUGCACUAACAUGAAGACAACACUGUUAGAGAACAGAACGACUAAAAUAAGUCAUGGAGUCAUUCGUCUUGAACAUCUGAACAGUUUUUUUUUCUUCUAAACUUUGACUUCCUGUCUUCUCUCAUGGCUGUGGUCCUGAUAUUAGUAUCUGUCUGGUUAAAAACAGGCCGUCUGUCAAACCAAAGAUCAUGUUUGUUUUUGGUGAAGAGAAACAUCAAAUUACCCUUUAAUGAAAUAUUGUUGAUAUUUAUGUUGUUACAGACUUUAUUCCUGUGGACUCUCAGAGACUCACUGUGAAGUUGUGGCCUCAGCUCUGAAGUCCAACCCCUCCCAUCUGAGACAUCUGAACCUGAGUGUCAACGAUCUGAAGGAUUCAGGAGUGAAGCUUCUCUCUGCAGGACUGGAGAGUCCAAACUGCAGACUGGAGACUCUGGGGUCAGACACCAUUUCCUUCUGAUCUAACAAUAAGAUGUGACAGCUGCUGCCUUAGAUUUUUCUCUGUGGUUUUUCCAUCAACUUUGGUCGAGCAGUUUGAAUUUGUCGUUGUAAAACUUCGACACAGGAAGAAAAAUCCGACAUUUCAGAGUUGACUUUGAGAAGAACGAUGGAUGUAGAAAGGAAGCAGGAGAAAAUCAGUCCCACAAAUAUUACACAUGCUUGUAGAGGGCAGGAGCAGCACAGACUAACGGCUGAUACUGAACUGAUCCACAGUUAAUGUGAUCACUAAUGAAUGAAUGAAGUGUCAGAGAAAUGAUGAGCUGCAGAUUGAAACCUGAAGAACAAAGUUAAUCCAACUCUGGAGAUUUCAUUUGGAAACUCUUGAAAACUUGAAUUUCUUCUUUGCUCAGUCGUGUUCAAAUGUAAAAAACCAGAUCCAGAUUUUUCUGCAGUUUUCACUUCAGUUUGUUGAACAUGAACAUCAUCUUGUCCAGUUGGUCCAUAAAAACCUCUCUGAUCAAUGAUCUGUUGGUUUAUUUAAGAGUAGUUUGUCAGUUGUUGACAGCAGACGGACAGACCCCUGAAUAAACUCCUGACUAUUUUCAUCUUCAUGAAGAAUUCAGGACAAAAAAAAACCUUUGAGAUUUCUCACAGGAGUUUCUCAGGAUCUCACUAAAGUUUUCUGUUUCUUUAAAAAUUUCUCUAAUGAAAAAAUUCUUCAAGAUCUUCAAAAAGUUUAGAGAAGAUUUUACAAAGUUCCUCAAGAUCAACUCUGAAAAAGUUCUUCCAUGUCCUUCAGAGACUCAAGAACAUUGAAUCAUUAAAAUCAGGAACAGUUUCCUCAGAGGUUACAUGAUUUUUCCUUUUUACAGACUGUAUUGCUGCAGGUUGACAGAGAUCAGCUGUUCUUCUCUGGCCUCAGCUCUGAAGUCCAACCCGUCCCAUCUGAGAUAUCUGGACCUGAGUGACAACAAGCUGCAGGAUUCAGGAGUGAAGCUGCUGUGUGACUUUCUGCAGAGUCCAAACUGUAAACUGGAGACUCUACAGUGAGACUUUUUUCCUCCAUUCAAACAUGAUCAUGAUUUGUUUGUGAUGAUGACACUAAACUGCUGACUCAGGACUGAAAUACUGACCCAGACUGAACACCUUCAGUCCAGAGUAGAUUUUCUGCAUCAGUGGAUUAUUUGAUUGACUCCAGUUCGAUCACUGCUGAGCUCCAGUGAAUUAAAACCUGAACCCAAGAAGAAAACUCUUUGUAGAGUUCACAGUGAGAAGCACAUUCAGACAGAAAACAGAAGCAGGGGGAGAUUUGUCAGACGAGAACCAUUCAAACUUUUGUUCAGGACAAGAUCAGGGAAUAGAAAAAACUCAGAGUUUAGUUUCUGACUCUGAUGAAAGUCCAGCUCUGUUACUUUGAAUUUUGUUUUUGAAUCUUUGUGUAAAAAUCUGAAUUUUGGUUCAGCUCUUUGGAGCGUCACUUUUCUCUGAUUCAGACUUUCCAAACCUUUCCCCUGAACUCUACAGAUUUAAGACAUCAGGUUUCAAACUGGAUCAUUUUUCUCUAAAAUCUCAUUAUUUUCUCUUUAUUUAGGUUGAUUGGCUGCAGUUUGUCAGAGAUCAGCUGUUCUUCUCUGGCCUCAGCUCUGAAGUCCAACCCCUCCCAUCUGAGAUAUCUGGACCUGAGUGAAAACAAUCUGCAGGUUUCAGACGUGGAGCUGCUGUGUGAUCUUCAGAAGAGUCCAGACUACAGACUGGAGACUCUGAGGUCAGUAUAGAGUUGGAGUUAGUCUGUGCUGAUCUCUCCUGUUCCUCUCCACACAGUAUCACAGCAGAUAUUCAGUAUUUCCUGCUGACUCUUCGACCCUCUCAGAGGAUUCUUUCUUUAGUGAAGCUGUGAGAACAGAAAUCAUCAAACCAGGAGUGUAAGAGUGUCAGUCAUGAAAAAAGUGUCUCCUCGUCUCUAUAUUUCAGAUCAAAUGUAGAAAUGAGACAUAAUGAAACAGAAAUGUUCAGUUUCUGCUCUGAAGUCCAGUUUAUAGUUCUCUGUAUUCAACACAGACUUUAUUUCUCUGCUAACUUGUUGAUUUUGAGCUCUAAGUCUGAAAACAGACAGCUGUUCUUUAUACUUGUUAUUUUCACAGCAGGUUUGUUCGAUCAGCUUUAACACAUUUGACAGGAAUGAUUUCUUUAUUUUGAUGAUGUUGGUUUAUUUGUGAGGAAACCUGCUGCUUUACACCAUCACUUCUGGUCUGAGCAGGACUGAGACCUGCUGGUCUGUAAACUGGAUGUUCUUCAGUCCAGCUGAUGAAGUGAGUCUCAGAGUGGAAACACUGAUCGUCUGUUUUUCUCUCCUCAGAUGGGAGUUUUAGCUGUCAGAGUGAUUAAGAAGAGGAUCAUGUGUUUCCUGAUGAUCAGAGAGGUGGAGGCAGCAGCAGUGAGGGUGAGGUGAGUCUCUGACUGAGAGACUGACUGACCAAUCACAGCGGGCGGAGAGGACUCUGGGAGCUGCACUUUGACCUGCUCUGAGAUCAGCUCAGGACCUGGACUCUGGAUAUUUGAUCUUUUCCCUCAUAUUCUGGGAUCAAACAGUCUGAACAGGUUUGUUUUGUUGAUGGAAACAUGAUCAUAAAUUUACACUUUGAUUGGAUUACUUUGUUUUUACCAUGAUGCAGCGCCACCUAGUGGAAAUAUAAAGAGGUGGAGUUGAUUUAUUCCCACAUAUUUCUGCAGCAGGAGUUGAUACCAUGGCUGUGUCUCAUUUCAGAGACCGCAUCGUGAUAAGCGCGCUUAACGGCGCUUAGCUGAGUGCACUGCCGUUGUGAGCCGUUUUACGCCGUUUUGCGCCGUUCUGUGCCCUUCCUGUGUCCCAUUUCAGAUACAGCAGCCAUCGAACGGCGCAUCUGACGCGUACGUGAGGUCACCACGCGGCACGAACGGUGUCCCGUUUGGCACAAAAUACUAAGCGCGCUUGAAAUUCGGUCUCAAAACCACACUACCCCCGCCUCGUUUUCAAGCGUGCAUGUAUGCACGCUUUCGUGCCGUCGGUAUCCCAGAAUUCUUUGCGUGCCGCUGCACAGCUGUGCAUUUCAGGUGAGAGGCUGGACUCGCUUGGAGACACAGCGCGUCUUCGAAGAAAAUACAAGCAAUCCAAAACCAUCAGACAGUCAGCUCAGGCUGUAUGAGAGCAUGAUCUCUGAACUCACUAAAAUCUGUAAACCAAACAUUAUAGAUUUAGAGACGAACUGAUCCGCUGUGUUACAACUAUCAAAAACAUUAGAAAUGAGAAAGCUGACAAAACUACAGCAGAGUAUCAGGACAACAUUGAGGUUUUUUUUUCUUUUAAGAUUUAGAGAUUAAAGUUGUAAAUUUAGGAGAAUAAAGUCAUAAAGUAAAUAAAGUCAUAAAGCUGCUUUUGUGGAGGGGGAAACGACUGAAGCUGGUCAUCUGCAGGGUUAUCUGUGGAUGUAUCAGCGGGUCAUUCAGAGAGAUUUUGUGGUUUCUGAAGAAACAAUCAAACUGAUGAUAAUCAACAUUUGUGAUCCAGAGGGAGUCGAGCUCAGACGAGCACCACGUCUCUGACACCGGCCGUAGCCUACACCUGCAGAGACACCAACACCUUAUUACGGCAUAUGGAUUCAUAUCAUAAACUAAAGCUCAAUGUCAUUCACGGAUAUUUACGGCUGCAUUGACAGAUAUAUCCUCAGCAUAUUCAUUUCUGCCUCCACAAAAGCAGCGAUUUCCUUCAAGUACACCAAUAUUUUUCCCCCGUGGAAAAGACGUAUUUCUCAUAUAUUCUUUUUAAAGUCACAUUCAUUAGAGCAGGGCAGAAGGCACAACAUCACCAUCCCAACUCUACAGGGGGGCUCCUUACCACCGCUCGUGAUUGGCAGCUUCAAGUCGACCUCGGAAGACAGCUUAAGUUCCCAGUCAACAUCACAACUACUUCUCUCCGCCCAGAUGUGGUACUAACAUCGGAGUCCACCAAACAAGUAGUCAUCCUGGAACUAACAGUCCCCUGGGAAGACAGGAUCGAAGAGGCCCACGAACGCAAGAGAGCCAAGUAUGCAGAGCUCAGCACAGAGUGCCGGAACAAUGGCUGGAAAACCCGCUGUGAGCCAGUCGAGGUCGGGAGCCGAGGCUUCGCUGGCCAAUCACUUCUGAGAACCCUCAAACUCCUUGGAGUAAAAGGACUGCGAUUGAAGAAAGCCAUCAGAAACAUCCUAGAGGCCGCAGAAAGGGCCUCGCGGUGGCUGUGGAUCCGUAGGGGGGAUCCGUGGAACAUCACGCCACUUGGACACAAGUCGGGGACUGAUCACCCCCGGCUGGGUCGCCCGGGUGAGGGUGUAUGAAGAUUAAAGACCCGAAACACCCUAUGACCCCGGGUACUUCACUGAUGACGUGUCCAAGUAGCACCAGCAGGUGUAUCCAAAUUCUAGCACACCUGGCUUAGCCAGUGACCUCCAGGAAAGACUGGAUGACACCCACGAACAGAGUGGCGACAGCUGGAGAGACAGCGGACAGCUCGGAGAGACGGCAACCGGGGCAGGGAGGGCUAGCCCCCCGACCUGCAGCUCCCGAGAGGGGGCACCCAAGCAUGCUACGAAGAACCCUACAGAAAUAUACCCCCAGGGAUGCCCGAGAGGGGGGGAGGAUGAGCAUCCCAAUCGGACGGAACUACCGGCAAUGACCCAAGCGAAUGGACAAAGAAAUACGAGUGCAGUCUGUAUCUGCGGCAAGGUCUGCAAAAACCCGAAAGGCCUGAAGAUCCACCAGGCAAGGAUGGCCUGUCUGAGGAGGGACCAAGUGAAGCAACGCUCAGGAACAGCAGCUGGUGCGACAGUUCUCGUUGCGCCAAUUGCUGAACCUGGUGAGACGGAGGAGGAAUCAGGUCCGGAAUCUCCCCACAGUACCUGGAACCCCCAAGCAACACAAGUCCCCCCAUCAAGCAGGAAAUCGGAACACCGUAGGGUAAUGUGGCCCGCCGCCAACAACAAGGAGUGGUCAAAGCUGGAUGAGGAUGUCGACCAGUGCCUGGAAUCCAUCUCUAAGGGCAGUGUCGACCAGAAGCUCCAAACCAUGUGUACCAUCAUAAUGAACAUGGGAGCAGAGCGGUUUGGCAUCAUUGAAAAACGCAGCGCAAAUAAUCCAGCAAAGCUAAACCGGCGAGAAUCCAAGAUCAGUCAGCUGAGACAAGAGCUAAAAUCCCUGAGACGUCAGUUCAAGACGGCCAAGGAAGACGAAAAGAAGUGCCCUGACAGAACUCACAAACAUCAUAAGGAAGAGACUCAUCUCGCUGAGGAGGGCAGAAUGGCACCGAAGGAAAGGGAAGGAAAGGGCUCGGAAACGCAACGCCUUCAUCAGCAAUCCCUUCGGCUUUACCAAGAAACUACUGGGCCAGAAGCGAAGCGGCCACCUCGCUUGCCCUGUAGAGGAGAUCGACCAUCAUCUCCACGCCACCUUCAGUGACGCCAUGAGGGACCACGAGCUCGGACCUUGUAGGGAACUGGUGGAACCACCAAAACCAGGGACCCAAUUCAACAGUGCUGAGCCCACCCUGAAGGAGGUAGAGGAAGCUGUCAGAGCUGCGAGAUCCAGUUCUGCUCCUGGCCCCAGCGGUGUUCCCUACAAAGUUUACAAACAGUGCCCUCAGCUCCGCAAACGUCUCUGGAAGAUCCUGAGGGUGAUCUGGCGGAGAGGAAAGGUCGCUGCACAAUGGAGGUAUGCUGAGGGAGUCUGGAUCCCGAAGGAGGAGGGCUCUUGCAAAAUUGAGCAGUUUCGUAUCAUCUCGCUGCUCAGUGUCGAGAGCAAGAUCUUAUUCAAGAUCGUGUCCCAGCGUCUGACAAACUUCCUCCUGAAGAACACCUACAUUGAUACCUCAGUCCAGAAGGGAGGAGUCCCAGGAAUGCCUGGAUGCAUGGAACACACGGGUGUGGUGACGCAGCUGAUCCGGGAGGCAAGAGAGAGCAAAGGAGACCUGGCAACCCUCUGGCUUGAUUUGGCCAACGCUUACGGAUCUAUCCCACACAAGCUUGUCGAAACCACACUAGGAAGACACCAUGUUCCAGACAAAAUCCGCAAACUCAUCAUGGACUAUUACGACAACUUUAGCUCACGAGUCUCUUCAGGCCAAGUAACAUCUGCCUGGCAUCGCCUCGAGAAAGGGAUAAUCACCGGUUGCACCAUAUCGGUAACCCUCUUCUCACUGGCCAUGAACUGGAUCGUUAAGUCUGCCGAAGUGGAAUGCAGAGGGCCCAAAUCAAGAUCUGGGACUCGGCAGCCCCCCAUAAGAGCCUUUAUGGAUGACUUAACGGUGACAACAACAUCUGUUCCAGGGUGCAGGUGGCUUCUGCAGGGGCUUGAAAGGCUCAUCUCCUGGGCAAGGAUGAGCUUCAAGCCCGCUAAGUCCAGGUCCCUGGUCCUGAAAAAGGGUAAAGUGUCCGACCAGUUCCGCUUUGCCCUGGGAGAGACCAGGAUCCCAUCAGUGACCGAGAAACCGGUCAAGAGUCUGGGCAAGAUCUUCGACAGCUCCCUGAAGGACUCAGCUGCCAUACAGCAAACCAAGAGUGAGCUGUCCACCUGGCUCACAGCGGUUGACAAAUCUGGCCUCCCUGGAAAAUUCAAAGCCUGGAUCUACCAGCAUGGAGUCCUGCCAAGAAUACUCUGGCCCCUGUUAGUCUACGAAGUACCCAUAUCAACGGUAGAGGCUCUAGAGAAGUCCAUCAGCCAGUUUCUCAGGAGAUGGCUGGGGCUCCCUCGGUCCUUAAGCAGCAUCGCCCUGUACGGCCAUUCCAACAAGCUGCACCUUCCCUUUAGUGGACUAACAGAGGAAUUUAAAGUCACCCGUUCCAGAGAGGUGAUGAUGUACAGGGACUCCGCAGACACCAAAGUCGCAGCAGCAGGAAUCCUCGUGAAAACCGGGAGGAAGUGGCGGGCACAAGAAGCCGUCACUAGAGCCGAGUUGCGACUGAGGCACAAAGUGCUGGUGGGCUCUGUGGCAACGGGACGAGCAGGUCUUGGUUCCUUUCCUAAGCCGCGUUAUGAUCUGGCCUGUGGAGAGGAGAAGCGCCGACUGAUCCAGGACGAGAUACGUGCAGAGGUGGAGGAAGAACGCAGCAGUAAGAUCGCUGGCAUGUCCAAACAAGGAGCGUGGACCAGGUGGGAACAGGCUGAUUCCCGCAGAAUCACCUGGGCAGAGCUCUGGAAAGCAGAACCAUCUCGCACCAAGUUUCUCAUCCGGUCAGUGUAUGACGUCCUCCCAAGCCCGGCCAACCUACACACCUGGGGACUAGUAGACACUCCUGAGUGCAAACUGUGCCAGAAGAGGGGCACCCUGGAGCACAUCUUAAGCUGCUGCCCUAAAGCACUAGGAGAGGGGCGGUACCGCUGGCGCCAUGACCAAGUCCUAAAAGCUUUGGCAGAAACCAUCAGCACAGCGAUCCAGCACAGCAAGACCCAGGCAGCCCCCAAACAGGCAAUCACAUUCAUUAGAGCAGGGCAGAAGGCACAACAUCACCAUCCCAACUCUACAGGGGGGCUCCUUACCACCGCUCGUGAUUGGCAGCUUCAAGUCGACCUCGGAAGACAGCUUAAGUUCCCAGUCAACAUCACAACUACUUCUCUCCGCCCAGAUGUGGUACUAACAUCGGAGUCCACCAAACAAGUAGUCAUCCUGGAACUAACAGUCCCCUGGGAAGACAGGAUCGAAGAGGCCCACGAGCACAAGAGAGCCAAGUAUGCAGAGCUCAGCACAGAGUGCCGGAACAAUGGCUGGAAAACCCGCUGUGAGCCAGUCGAGGUCGGGAGCCGAGGCUUCGCUGGCCAAUCACUUCUGAGAACCCUCAAACUCCUUGGAGUAAAAGGACUGCGAUUGAAGAAAGCCAUCAGAAACAUCCUAGAGGCCGCAGAAAGGGCCUCGCGGUGGCUGUGGAUCCGUAGGGGGGAUCCGUGGAACAUCACGCCACUUGGACACAAGUCGGGGACUGAUCACCCCCGGCUGGGUAGCCCGGGUGAGGGUGUAUGAAGAUUAAAGACCCGAAACACCCUAUGACCCCGGGUACUUCACUGAUGACGUGUCCAAGUAGCACCAGCAGGUGUAUCCAAAUUCUUAUACUUAUGACAAUGUUAUGCUGAUGUGCCAGAGGAUGAAGAAUCUCCUUGUUUGUGAAACCUAUACUGAAGCACAGUUCCUUCAAAUGCUUCAUGGCCCUAAUUUUAACAAGUCUCUCUGAAAUAACAGGUUAUGACUUCAUUCUCAUAAAUUAAUGACUUUAUUCUCGUAAAUUCACGACUUAAAUCUCGAAGUCCUUAAAGUCUUAAAUCUCAAUAUGGCCCUCAUACUCCUUCUUACAAAACAAUCAUUGGAUGAAUUGUGCUUGUAUGUAUCUACUAUUUUGUGUCUGUGCAAGGUCGCACAAUUAAAACAAUAAAUGCUGCGCUCCGCGGGUUUCCUUUAAGUCAGUCGUGACGCGAGCCUGAGGGCGGGGACAUUUGGCAACUCCACCAGGAAGUCCUCCGAAGGUCUCCAAAUGUCCCCGCCCUCAGGCUUACGUCACGACUGAUUAGAAAAAGCUGCGGAGCGCAGCAUGUAUUGUUUUAAUUGUGCGACCUUGCACAGACACAAAAUAGUAGAUACAUACAAGCACAGAUCAUUCCCACAAAAUUCAUCCAAUGAUUGUUUUGUAUGAAGGAGUAUGAGGGCCCUAUUGAGAAGGAGGAUAGGAGAUACUUCAUCCUCUGGCACAUCAGCAUCACAUUGUCAUAAGUAUAAAGACUUUAAAAAAAGAAUAUAUGAGAAAUACGUCUUUUCCACGGGGAAAAAAACUGGUGUACUUGAAGGAAAUCGCUGCUUUUGUGGAGGCAGAAAUGAAUAUGCUGAGGAUAUAUCUGUCAAUGCAGCCGUAAAUAUCUGUGAAUGACAUUGAGCUUUAAUUUAUGAUAUGAAUCCAUAUGCCAUAAUAAGGUGUUGGUGUCUCUGCAGGUGUAGGCUACGGCCGGUGUCAGAGACGUGGUGCUCGUCGGAGCUCGACUCCCUCUGGAUCACAAAUGUUGAUCAUCAUCAGUUUGAUUGUUUCUUCAGAAACCACAAAAUCUCUCUGAAUGACCCGCUGAUACAUCCACAGAUCACCCUGCAGAUGACCAGCUUCAGUCAUUUCCCCCUCCACAAAAGCAGCUUUAUGACUUUAUUUACUUUAUGACUUUAUUCUCCUAAAUUUACAACUUUAAUCUCUAAAUCUUAAAAGAAAAAAAAAUCAAUGUUGUCCUGAUACUCUGCUGUAGUUUUGUCAGCUUUCUUAUUUCUAAUGUUUUUGACUGUUGAAGCAGAGCGGAUCAGUUCGUCUCUAAAUCUAUAAUGUUUGGUUUACAGAUUUUAGUGAGUUCAGAGAUCAUGCUCUCAUACAGCCUGAGCUGACUGUCUGCUGUUUUCGGAUUGCUUGUAAUUUCUUUGAAGACCCGCUGCGUCUCCAAGCGAGUCCAGCCUCUCACCUGAAAUGCGCAGCUGUGCAGCGGCACGCAAAGGAUUCUGGGAUACCGACGGCACGAAAGCGUGGAUAAAUGCACGCUUGAAAACAUGCUAAGCGCGCUUAGCAUUUUUUAGCAUCUCGUGCCAAACGGGACACCGUUCGCACCGUCGUGACGUCAUGCACACUUCAAAUGCACCGUUCGACGGUGCAGAAGGGCACUUAAGUCGAUGCGGUCUCUGAAAUGAGACACAGCCCAUGUGUGAGAGUAGAUCAGUCAGAAGUUCAGAUUAAACCCAAAGGUUUUUUCUUUCCUUUGCACCGUUAGAGACCGAAUAUAAACUGAAGGGAGAGGAAGAGAAGUGAGGAGAGAUGGAGGUGAAGGGAGGAGGAGGAGGACAGGGUUUGGGGUUUUAACAAAAAUCUGAAGCUUUAUUCUUUCACUUGAUUAUUUUUAAUUCAUCCGUUUUCAUCUUCAGUUUCUGAAGUGAUUGUAAAUAUUGACUGGAGGUAAAUUGACCUUAUUUUAUAUUAGUAGACAUUAUUUUCCGUCUCUUUACAUGUUUUUGUUCUCAUAUCAUCUUUGUGUUCAUCAAUAAUCGAUUCCCUCCAGUUUGGAUGAACAAACACAAUUAUUAAACCAUAAAUGAGACCUGAGAGUAAAAGUAAAAUGUGUGAAAUAUCAAGAGGGCUGAUGCAGGGUGUAGCGCUGCUCGGACACAAGUCAGGAGCUG
Molecule: messenger RNA, 30993 nt
Organism: Xyrichtys novacula (pearly razorfish)
Lineage: Eukaryota; Metazoa; Chordata; Actinopteri; Labriformes; Labridae
Source: the annotation of a GenBank genome assembly